Messenger RNA from Penicillium egyptiacum, 2004 nucleotides. NCBI's taxonomy places the organism in Eukaryota, Fungi, Ascomycota, Eurotiomycetes, Eurotiales, Aspergillaceae. The record is from the annotation of a GenBank genome assembly.
AUGGAUAAGCUGCCGGUAGAGAUUCUCUCCAAAAUCAUCGACUACCUUGCUCCACGAGAAAAGGUCCAACUCCAAUCCAUAUCUAAAAAGUUCUUUGCUCUUGCCCGUGAUAAUAAUCAAUGGAGAUUGCAUUGCUAUGAGCAGUCAUGGGCUGCUAGGCAGUCUGCCCGCUCCACUACCAGACCCUCGGAGAGUCUGAUUUCCGACGCGACUGCUUCAUUGUCGGCCCUAGGGCAGGAGUCGUUGGGCGAUAUUAUUCAGCCUUCUGUUCCGCUGGCAAAUGAAGACUCUGAUCUUACCACGGAACUGUCUUGGAGUGAGAGGGCGAGGGCGGCAGCGGAAUGGGAUUCGUCGGCUGAGGGGGAGCAUAUGGACUGGUAUUCGGAAUAUAUUGCUCGCAACGGGCCCAUAUCUUUGUCAUGGGUCGAGCAGCCCUCGGUCCGCAAAGGCGAAGGAAAACGAGGGCAGUCUUAUGAGGUCAAAGGCAUGGGACUGCUCAAAGACUGGAGUUCAGCCAGGCAGAACAAGAUCAUUGCCCCGCUUGAAGAUGGCAGUGUCUGCAUCUGGGAUCUGAAUCACUCCCACUCGGCUGACUCCCAAGCAAGUAAAGGCAAGAUCCUUGGGGUCAGUGAGCCCGGCAUCCUCAUGACGAACAUGUCUGGUCGUCGGGAUCAGUCCUCAUCCAAGGCUUCGUUGGAAUUUAUAAACCUAGGCGAGGGAGUGAGCGUGGAUUCCCUGCGACAAAGAGCCUACCUGGCAGUUGGAAAUGUUCUUAAUGAAGUUGACCUGGAGACGCUGAGAGUGAUUUCGCAGCAGCGCUAUCCCUGGUCGAUUUUCGCCCUUUCCCAGGAGACAGAUUACUCAGUGCCAUUGACACUAGCCACUACGCUCAGCCUGCAGAUCUAUGACUCUAGACUGUCGGCUGUCGAGGAAGAAGAGGCAAUCAGCUCGCGAUGCGAGCGGGGCGCCAGCCCACACGCCCCCGAACUGGGCAUCUUUGCCCACUCUGAUUCGCCCUUGUUCCAACUCCAAUCCAAUGGACAGCCACCUACUCGUAUACGCAGUCCAGGGCCCUCGGAUAUAGGAGCAAACUACGCACCCCUCUUCCAACCUGGUCCUCUUUCCAUCCUGCACCCGCCAGCUCCUCAUGUGAAUACAAUUCUCCUUGCAGGGCGCUUCCCCAGCAUCCUAUGCUAUGACCGGCGCUACUUCCCUCGGCUACAGACAACAGUCCAUUCCGGCGGCCGACUAUGCGGUCUUGCCUCAGUACCAGCGCCUCGAUUCCCAGUCUUCUCAGGCUCCAGCUACCCCGAGUCACAUUCCGUCGUGGCAUGCGGAGACUAUAACGGACGAGGCUCGCUGGAACUCUAUAACCUCAAACCAACACCCGAGGAAGACCACAGCCCCUCGAACGUGACAUCCACUCUCAACCCAGAGUACAAGAACCGCCAAAGCGCCGCGAGUUCCAAACUACUUUCCGUGGGGUCGCACGGCAAUCGCAUCGUAUUUUCUGACGCCGAGGGGAACAUCAAGUGGACCGAGCGAAACGGUCGGUCAGAAGUCCGACGCUGGAACAUCAAUACCUCCCAGCCUCAGAUCCCAUUCGGUCGUCGUAGCCAACAGUCUAAACCGCAGACAGAAGAAGCCCAGCCACGUGGGCUUUGGCCCUCCCAAUCGCCGGGAAAUAACGAGGUCGCUCGCAAGAUUCUCCCCACUGGUGCUAAUCUCACUGGAGAUGAGCUUCUUAUCUGGACUGGAGAGCGCAUUGGUCGUCUCAAGUUUUCCGUUCCUGCGGAUUAUGAUUUGGAGGUCGAUGAUAAAGAAGUCGUCGACGAUGAUGAUCUGUUUAUGCAUGCGGAGGUCGAUGAAGCUACACGCGAAGAGAUGCGGCAUAGACGGCGUGAUGAUUGGGAGAGAGAACAGAGGUAUGGGGAUUACAUGCGCCGUGCGCUUGAGAGGCAGGCGGAUGAGGUCCGCUGGAUGGGGAGUCGGGGGCUUGGCUGA